Molecule: messenger RNA, 633 nt
Organism: Racocetra persica
Lineage: Eukaryota; Fungi; Glomeromycota; Glomeromycetes; Diversisporales; Gigasporaceae
Source: the annotation of a GenBank genome assembly
AUGUCAAAUCAUUCAAUGAUCGAAAAAUCAAAAUCAGAAAUCAAAACUUUUGAAUUAGGCGAUUAUCCCCAAGUCCCUACAAUUACUUACCAAGAAACAAAAAAUAAUUAUAUACAACGAUCAUUUAAUUAUUUUAUAGAGGCUGAGGGAUUUUAUCCAAAUGCUUUGGAACUUCGUUAUACUUUGCCUCCUAAGAAAUACCCAAUUCCUGACGAUUAUUCUAUAAAAACUACUUGGGAACUAUAUGGUACUUCUUUUGAAUAUGAAAUUGAAUCAAAUAUAUCAGCUACCAAUGCUGCAACAAAUUAUGAGAAAGCUAUAAAUAUGAAUACAAAUAAAAAAUCUUUAUUAUCUGGACCUUUAUUAUUUGGACUACAGCUUCAAAAACUUAGGACGAUUAGAGAAUUUCAUGUUAGACAACAUAUAACUAAACCCAUGGAACAAUAUUCAGAGACAACCCUUAGAAAACGUGCAAAAGAAAUUGCAACAAUUCAAAAAGAAUUUAUUCAAAAUGUUGAAUUUAAAUAUAAUGCACAAGACUCUAUUUCAUUAAAGUCAUUUGAAUAUACUGUUAAUAAUCAAAACUAUUAUUUUGACUUUGGAAAUGAAAAUCUUAUACAAAAAAAAAUAGAG